UUCUUCAACUAGAUCUCUCGACUCUCUGCGGCCUUUUUCUUGCCGUUUCACAUUUGCUUGCAAUUAAAAAAAAAAAAAAACCUCGAAAUCACCAUGGAAGAAGGGCCAGAACCCAAUCUCCCAACCAAAACCCUAGGCCUCAACGCCGAUUUACAGAAAAAGCACCAAGCCAUGCUCGAUCGCCUCUCCAAUCGCCACCAAGCUCGUUUAGAUAACUCGCUGGCUCGCCGAUCUGACUCAGGCAACUCCUCCGAGUCCACCUCCUCUUUUCUCUCCCGCUUCUCCGACUCCAAGCAAUCCAUCGACUCCCAACUCGCCGACUCCCGUCUCAUUGCUCAAUCCGAUCCAUCUCGCCUCAAAUCUCAUUUCGCCAAUCUCUCCUCCUCCAUCUCGGACCUCGAAAUACUCGUCGCCGAGAACUCUUACUUCCUUCCUUCUUAUGAAGUCCGCUCUUCUCUCAAAACCAUCUCCGAUUUAAAGCAAAAUCUCGAGACUUUGAACUCCGAAUUGAUCCCAAAAAAGAAAUUUUCCUUCAAAAACAAAGCCACAACAAAAAAGGAACCCAUUAAAGAGCCCGAACCCUUAAAAUACGACACCGUUUCAUUAUCCAAUUUCAAAAUGCCUGAUUCCCCCGGGUUUAGAAACAAAACAAACGAAACCCUAGUGAAGAAAUUCAAGGGGACGGAUAUUGGAGAAUUUACGCUAUCAGAUCUCGAUUCUUGCGAAGUAAGAUUAACCGGUUGCUGCAAUGCGGUUUUUAUGAACAGAUUGAAGAAUUGCAAGGUUUAUUUGGGACCAGUGAUCGGGUCAAUUCUGAUAGAGGAAGUGGAAGGGUGUGUUUUCGUAUUGGCUUCUCAUCAGAUAAGGAUUCAUCUGGCGAAAAAGUGUGAUUUUUAUUUGAGAGUGAGGAGUAGGCCGAUAAUUGAGGACAGCAAUGUUGUGAGAUUCGCGCCGUAUUGCUUGGAUUAUGAAGGGAUUGAGAUGGAUUUGCAGAAGGCAGGGUUAAGUGAGGAGACGGGGAAUUGGGCGAAUGUGGAUGAUUUUAAGUGGUUGCGAGCUGUGCAGUCGCCAAAUUGGUGUGUUCUGCCGGAAAAUGAGAGGGUCGGAAAGGUUCGGGUUGAGGAUUUUGAAAGCCGAAUUGAAGGUAGUUAAAGAUUGUUUUUGUAAUGAGGGUCUUUGAAUUAUUUGAGUUCUUAUUGUCAUGUUUAAAUUGAUGCUUGUUAUCUCACUUUUUUGAAAUGGAAUUCGAAAUGAAAGUGUCAAAGGAACAUUUUUAUUGUGCUGUUUAUUUGUUUCUUCUUCUUUUCUGUUGUGAAUUACAAGCUUUUGUAUUAGCUUUGUUAGACUCGUGGAAAAUGGAAGAUGAAAAUUAAUAAACUCAUGGCAAUCUUUAUGUUCCUGCUUUCUGUAAUUUCUGGUUACAUGUGUACCUGCACUUGAGGUUAUUACUUGUAUGAUUAGAAUUAGUUUUUUUGGAGAU
Molecule: messenger RNA, 1480 nt
Organism: Durio zibethinus
Lineage: Eukaryota; Viridiplantae; Streptophyta; Magnoliopsida; Malvales; Malvaceae
Product: tubulin-folding cofactor C-like
Biological process (GO): tubulin complex assembly; post-chaperonin tubulin folding pathway
Cellular component (GO): cytoplasm
Molecular function (GO): tubulin binding
Source: RefSeq, a predicted model, not a curated record